AACCGUUUGGCCCACAUGUUUGAAAUUGGACAUGGCUAAUGAUAAUUACAAGCAAAUUCUGAAAGAACUGACAGAUUUGAAGAAUCGGUGUAUCAAUGCAGAGAAAGAGUGCACUACAUUCUUGCAAAGAACUGCAGUAGACAUUAAAUUGGCUUCUUUACAGGAUAUGCAUACUGAUCUUGGACAAGAAAUCUAUUCAGAGUUAAGAAAACAGGAGAAGCAAUUAUUGCAUGUGAAAUUUAACAUAAAACAAUUCAAAAAUGAACUACAGCAUUUAAAACCGACUCCUCAAUUUGUUGAGACACUGAGAAACGUAAUGGAGGAGGUUGAGAGUGCUAUAACUAAUGCAAAGCAGCAGCAAAGACAGAUACAAGAGAGUCUGAAUGAGGAGGAGAACGUUUUGUCGCUAGAGAUAGAAGCAAUAGAGAAGCGUGUAGACAGUUGGCGCCAGUACCUGGGCCAUGCAAGCGAAGGUGGCGCAAUCUCUUCCCAUCCUCAGCGACAGCCUGCCAUGAGACAAGAAAGCCAAGCUAACAAACCUGCUGAAGUAGAACAGUUUGAUAUCUAUGCACAGCAGCAUGGUGGGCUGUAUGGUGGAUGGGACGAGCAAGAUCACAGACUGUUUGUGCACCUGUUUAACAGACUAAAGGACAAAGAUAAGCUGGCUCAAGAAAUGAUUAGGCACAUCCCGUGUUUUACCACUGAAGAGUUGCAGCAGCACAUUUCAUGGUAUGAAACUUUCCUCCAGCUGCAAGAAAGCAAAAAAUUAGCCAUUGCAUCUUGGCGGAAACAGAAACAGAUCGAAAACAGGCAAGAAAUCGACGUAGUGCAAGAAAAGACUGAAGCGCCUGUUGCUAAGGAUAUGGCUAAAAAAGAACAAGAACGUAGAGAGAAGACAAAGAAGAUUGAAGAGUGGAAAGCAAAAUGCAAGGAAAUUGAUGAGGAACAAAAACAUCAGAAGUGCAUAGAAGACGACAAAAAGAUGCAUGCACAAGAAAAAGAAAGAGACAGACAGAGACGAUUGAAAGCGCUUGCUCUUCAAUACAAAACUAAAAAGCAGGAGAAUGAAGAAUGGCAAAGAAGACUAGAACAUGAAGAGCAGCAUCUGGUGAACACAAGACAGAUCUUAGCUGCAGAGGAGAUUGCACGGUUUAGAGAAAGAGAUCAGAAGUUACACCAAAAAAGGAUAGAGCAAGAGAAAUUGAAACAGCGAGCGGUGCAGCAGAAAGAAGACCGAUUGGCAAAACUCAAGCAGAAGGUAGCUGUAACAAUUGAGAAGGACCCUACAAGACUCUACCAACCAACAAAGGGAUGGGUGGAACGAACAAAACGGGUCGGACCCAGUGGUGAUGCUAAACCAAUGUCACUUCCCCACAGAGCGAUUCCAUCAUGGAGGCAUGGAGUGUAGCCACUGUACAGACGUCAACCCCUGAGGACCUUUCUUGUGAAAUGCUGGAGAAUGCAAUUCAACCCUGUACAUUAGAGAACGAAUUGCUCAGUUUGGUCUAGCUUUUGCAUAUUGUUAGUUUACUGCACAUAGUUUUACAAUUUCAAAUUAUGCAUGUUUACAUAUAUUUAUUAACGUGGUG
Molecule: messenger RNA, 1589 nt
Organism: Priapulus caudatus
Lineage: Eukaryota; Metazoa; Priapulida; Priapulimorpha; Priapulimorphida; Priapulidae
Product: coiled-coil domain-containing protein 112-like
Exons: 14
Coding region: 32-1408 (458 amino acids)
Source: RefSeq, a predicted model, not a curated record